This is a messenger RNA of Mycena citricolor, 2518 nucleotides long. The record is from the annotation of a GenBank genome assembly. NCBI's taxonomy places the organism in Eukaryota, Fungi, Basidiomycota, Agaricomycetes, Agaricales, Mycenaceae.
AUGAGGGCGGGAAAGGUACGGCUUCGCACGCGUCGUGGUGGUGGUCAAGAACAGUUACCGGCACGCGUUGUGGAGUUGAUAAUUGCAGUCACACUUUGGUUCAAACCAGGCAGUCACCUCUCCUCGAUGGAAAAUGGGGUGCAAGAGCGGCAGCCUCUGCUUAGCCGCGAGUCCAUCGAGGCCACUCCCGUUUACCCCAUCAUCCAUAUGAUCAGACAGGACAUCAUAGCCUUGACCGCGCCCGACCUCACAUACACGCUUAUUCACCCGCUGCUGGAGAAAUACUGCAACAUCCAGCGGGCGCACAACAAUCUGAGCGUGGUGUUCUGUCUUCUCCUGAACCGCAUCCACUUCAUUCGGGAUGACAACAUUGUGACCUCAGCUGUGUCCGCCUCACGGGCGACCCUUUGCGAGAUUUUAGCUAUUCGCGUGCUACGGGACUUUGCCGAAAACAUGAUGGAUCUGGCUCUCAUCCUCACGACAAGUUGGCCGGUCUAUUCGGGAGCCAGUCACGAAGCCCUCGAACACGGACGCGAAGAGUUUGUGGACUUUGAUCCGGAAGAACGCGUGGGCAACGCGAUUGAAAUGGCUAUUGUCGGCAAGGCCAAACGCUUCAUCAAAAGCACUUCGUGUCAGAAGGUCAUCGACGCGAUUUGGUCUCUCAAAGUCCCGGCCAUUCGAUCUGUGCUCGAAUACAUCAACUUCCUCAUUUUGUUUGUGCUGUUCAUAAUCGCGAUCGAACAAAACGACCCGGAACGCAUUAACCUGGCUGAAGCUGACUUUGCGGGUAGAAUGGGUUCGACACGGCUUUUGGUAAGCUUCAGCAUUCACUGUCAAGCCAGGCAGUACCGAGCAAGAUUGACAGUGGCCACAUACUGCUGUUAUGCGUUUUUGAGCGUAUACGGUGUCUACUAUGACCGUCAGCACCCUCUUUCAUGCUUUGACGUUGCCGUUUACCGUCUGCCAGAUCCUGCUGCUCGGUCGACCGGUGUCGAUUGCUUGGCGCUGAUUGCAUGCAUGAUGUUUCCGCGAUUGGCCUUCGUCACUCUGAAGAACAAUCUGAUGGUCCUCAGUCUUCGAGCAAUGAUAAUGCAGUUCGCCAUCCUGAUGAUGAUUGCCGCAUUCUGCUUCUGUGGUUUUCUCUACGCAUUAUGGACACUGAGCCGCAAUCAAGCCGAAUCCCAUCCUCCGUCGACAAUAGCAUGGUGGAUGUUGGAUCUUUGGUUUGGAUUGGAUGCCAGUGGCUUCGACGAAUCUACCCAUUUUCACCCCAUCUUUGGGCCUAUCCUGAUGGUCACCUACGCGUGUUUGUCGAACACACUGCUUCUGACUGGUCCGUCUACCUUCUGGAAUUGUGCUGAACCAAGUAGAUCUUGUCGAAUACAUUCGCCACAAUCAAUGAAGAUGCAGCUGCAGAGUCAGGCCAUGUUCAGAAAGGCCGUGUCAACCAUUGAAGGCGUCAAAGCCGACUCGCUCUUUUCAUACCAACCUCCCAUCAACUUGAUCGCAUUAUGUGUUAUGUUGCCUGCGAGUUAUGUCCUUUCGCCUCGGUGGUUCCACAAGGUCAACGUUUUCAUGAUCAGGCACGCUGACGAGCUUCCCCGUACUGCUUAUGAUCGGAUUCCAUUCUCGAAGGACUUGCUGGUUCAGACAGCGACAUUGAUAUCGCGAGUUUUUGAAAUCGAGGAUGAUCUACUGGAAAGUGCUCUUGCCCGAGGUGAAGUGCCAGUCACCGCUCACCACGUAUCGAAACCUCCGCCUUCACCUCCUCACCGACCGCCCACCACGACACCUCCCAAUGGCGUGUCCCCUCCCGGUCAGCGGAAUCGUGUUGCGUCGCUCUUGCAUCGAGGGACCGAGGCUGCACAAUCGUUCACUAGUCCGCUCGCUCAGAUCUUCCAGCCCCUCGUAAUCGAUGACGGCGGGAUUCCCGAAGACGAGGCGAUUUCUCUGGGUCCUCCUGUCACACAAUCGCAAGCGCAAUCGCAUUCCUAUCCUAAUACUCUCGCACCGCCGCCAGCGGGUGUGAGCUAUGGACCGGCUUAUCGCCGGAGACUCUCUUCGAUGCAUGUUCGCGACGCCUCGGGUCGUGCUCAGCUGCAAGCCCAUGCUCGACGCUCGUCCGAAACUCCCCGCAUGAUGUUCCCGCUCUCGGAUGACCCGUUCUCUACCAGCCCUGACGAACACUCGCUUUCUGCUAGCCCCGACCAUCGCACGCCGUCCACCGGCUCUCUGCCGACGGCCGAGGACGUCGAGGAAAAUAAGGACAUGCCGAUCAUGAGGCGGCUGGACGAGAUGGAUGCCAGACAGAAAAGGAUAGAGGAAAUGCUGCAGAUCCUGGUUCGCAAGUAAUUUGACAUACAUUUACUAUAUGUAACAAGAAUACACUAAGGAUAAAUAGCAUACACGAUUCAGUAUCCUCGCCGUCGGGGCCAGCCAGAAUCCGGUUGACGGGCCUCGUUGCCUCUGGGAUGGUAGCCGUACUGGCCCUGCUGACCAUAAUGAGGGGGUGGCGGUG